Molecule: messenger RNA, 1671 nt
Organism: Alternaria postmessia
Lineage: Eukaryota; Fungi; Ascomycota; Dothideomycetes; Pleosporales; Pleosporaceae
Exons: 2
Coding region: 1-1671 (556 amino acids)
Molecular function (GO): flavin adenine dinucleotide binding; oxidoreductase activity, acting on CH-OH group of donors
Source: RefSeq, a predicted model, not a curated record
AUGGUAGCAUCUUAUAUGUUGAAGACUUUGUUGCCAGUGGCUGUUCUCACCAGCUAUGCUGCGGCAGAGACUUGUGCUGGUGGUGAAUGGGACGUCAUUGUCGUCGGUUCUGGUCCAGCAGGUAUCGUCACAGCAGACCGUAUGAGCGAAGCUGGCAAGAAGACUCUACUCCUAGAGCAAGGUGGCCCAUCGUACUACGUAACCGGCGGUCGUGCUCGCCCGGAAUGGUUGAACGGGACUGAACUCAGCCGAGUUGAUGUGCCGGGACUGUACAAAUCAAUCUUCUCGAACUCGGGUGAGGGCAACCUGACCUGCGCAUCAGAUGUGGUCAACGCUUUCCAAGGAUGCACUGUCGGUGGUAACUCCGCAAUCAACGCUGGACUGUUCUUCCAGCCGCCCGCGAGUGAUUGGAACCGCUAUUUCCCAGAUGGCUGGAAGGACGCCGACAUGCAAUCCGCGAUUAAAAAGGUCAGGACAAAACAGCCGAGUACAGACAGCCCAUCGCAGGACGGCAAGCGGUAUCUGCAGAGCGGCUACGAGGCUGCGAAGCGAUGGCUUGUUGAUGGCGCAGGGUAUGCGGAUGUUGGCCUGAAUGACGGUAUCGAGAACCAUAACAAGACGAAGGUGUUCGGACAUCCCAUCUGGUACUAUGAGAAUGGCCAAAGGAGCGGGCCAGUGAAGACGUAUCUUCAAUCUGCGCUGAACAGAACGAACUUCUCUUUCCAGACUGGCACCAAGGUGUUGCGCGUCCGUCGAGAUGGCGGUGUAGCAACCGGUGUCGACGUUCAGACCAAUGGUGCAUCCAGUUCACACAGUAUCUGCAUCAAGAAGGGCGGAAUGGUCAUCUCUUCCGCCGGCGCACUUCUCAGUCCUCAACUGUUGAUGUGGUCGGGUAUAGGCGAAGCAGAGACUUUGAAGAACCUCUCUAAAAAUGGUCACGUCACCGUUCCUUCUCAAGAGUGGAUCAACAAUACCGCUGUCGGCAAUGGCGUCUUCGACAACCCAAACACCUUUAUCGAGCUGUAUUCCGACGAAAUCGCGUCAUACAGCUAUAGCUACUCAAACCCACCGCCGUCUGACGUUGAGCUGUAUCUCAACAACCGCUCAGGACCCUAUACAUUUGCUUCUCAAACGAGCGCGUUUUGGGAUUACAUCGAGCAGGGCGAUGAUGUAGUGGGUUGCCAAGGCACUAUUGACUCUGCUGGUGCGAUGGACCUUUUGGAAAACGGUACCAUCACACUCAACGUCUACGGUACCUCUGGUCUCCGAUCUGUCGGUCGAGUGAACUUGGACGCCAGGGGUAUCGCCCUUCCGAACUCAAAUUUCUACUCCGACCCCCGCGACGCAGCAGCAAUCGCCACAUUCGUUCACAACAUCUUCCAAGCUCUUCCUCAUACCCUCACACCACUCAACAUUGCGAAAAACUCCACGCUUGAGCAGAUUUCAACCUGGUUGACCACGCCAAGUGCUUAUACUCGUGGCAAUGUGCAGCAUUGGAGCAGCAGUUGCAGGAUGGAAUCAUGUGUUGAUGCGAACACGAAGGUGAUUGGUAUGCAGAACCUGUUCGUGAUCGAUGCAAGUAUUGUGCCGCCUCUUACUACCAACCCGGUCAUGGGUGUUAUGAUUGCGGCAGAGAGAGCAGUGGAGAGGAUAUUAGCGUUGGGCAAGUAA